Molecule: messenger RNA, 1896 nt
Organism: Zophobas morio
Lineage: Eukaryota; Metazoa; Arthropoda; Insecta; Coleoptera; Tenebrionidae
Gene: pad
Product: zinc finger protein 69 homolog
Exons: 3
Coding region: 92-1684 (530 amino acids)
Biological process (GO): regulation of gene expression
Cellular component (GO): nucleus
Molecular function (GO): zinc ion binding
Source: RefSeq, a predicted model, not a curated record
GUCGUCAGCUGUCAUUCAAAAACUGACAUUUAUGUAAAUAAUCAUCAAUAAACUAGAAAAUAAUUAAUGUUUUUAUAAACAGAAACCCACAAUGGCAGGUUAUAAACGCGUAAAUUUUUACGAGCUAUGCAGACUAUGCGCCACGAACCAACAAAAAGACAAAACUCACAUAUUCCAAGAAGAGGGACGCAAAAUUCAACUACAAAACAAAAUCCAAAGUUGUUUAUCUUUAACAGUUUGCGAAAACGAUUUCCUGCCCAAAGUCGUGUGUUCCAAAUGUCUUCGUACCUUAGAAGUGUGUUACUCGUUCCGACAAGAGUGCGUCAGUUCGGAGAGCAUGUUGUCGAGUUAUUUUAAGAACUUUAGGUAUACGGAGGAUUUUAAGAAGAGUGGAAAAGUUUAUAUCAAAGACACGACGAGUAAGUGUACGGUACCUCAAUAUCAGCAAACGGAAGCAACAACGGCGGCCUCGAGUAGUGUAAUUAACACGAACACUUUUGCGACGGUUAACGAAGUCAAACCCAUGGAACAUGUCCCUUUUUAUACGUUACAGUUACCGGCGAUAGUCACCAACCAACCCAUUGACAACAAAGUAGUCAAAACGGAGAAGAUUUUACAGAACGCGAACCAGCUGCAGGGACAGGUUGGCUAUAACCUCAACACGAUCAACUUGGCGGCGAUUAAAGCCAUCCCGAAAGUGGGCUCGAACGAAGGUUUGAGCAACGUCGUGGUGAACGCGAACGGUGAAGUGAUAAACAUCGCCCAGUUGGUGGAUUUCGAGUCGCUCAUCAACCAAGCGAAUUUACAAAAAGUGAAAAGUACAAAACCCCAGAAGAAGGACAAAGAAGAUCCUAUUAUUAAAAUAGACUUAACGAAUAGCGAAGUUGAGACUAAUUACGAUACGGGUCAAAGUAAAUUUGACAAAAUCCAAAAAAACAAUCAGAACAAGUUUGCUUACGCAAUCAAAGUCGAGGAAAAAAUAAACCCCAGCGUUAUUUUUAAUAAUCUACAAGAGUUUAAUCAAAACGGUUUCAACGGGUAUAGUAAUAAUAUAUACCCGACGAAUUUAUUGAACGGGAACACUAGCAACGUAGUCGCCACCCCCAACAUCAUUUGUAAUUCCACAGUAGAACCCUCAACUGUAAAUUUAAACGUUUUGAACCAAGACCUGAACCAACAACAAACACAAAAUUUCCCUAGAAGCCUACCAACCAACAACUUUCCAACCAACAUAGUGACGAGUCAGCCGAAAAUCGCCCCUCCAGCCGACGACUUACAGAACUCUCAGGUCAACAAUCAAAUCAUAAAAACGCACGUGUGUGAGAUCUGUCAGAAGAGCUUCAAGCGGAGAGAACACUUGUACCAGCACGUGAAACUCCAUACGGGGUUUCGGCCGUACACGUGUGAGAACUGCAAUAAGAGUUUCAUGAGGAAGGAGCACCUGUUGAGACACAUGACCUCGCACAGUGGUCAGAAAAACUUCACCUGUAAUAUUUGCGAUAAGAGUUUUUCGAGGAACGAUAAUUUGUUGAAGCAUAAAAAGACUCACGAUAAGCAGGCUAGUUAUACUUGUGAUAUAUGUCAGAAACAGUUUGUAAUGAAACAUUAUUAUUUGGCGCACAAAUUGACGCAUGACAGUGAUCGGUGCAGCUUGGCUAAUGUCUGGAAUGCACUCAAAACGUAGGUUUAUGUAUUCGGCGAGCUUUGACUUGUGUAAUCUCAUGAUAUGGUACAAAGUUAGUAUUAAUUUUUAUUUAUUUAUUUAUUAGGGAGAGUGCGUACGACCAAACCAAAAAUUUUGAAAUUGGAAAUGCUAGUCUUUUAUUUAUUUUUGAUGUAAGUUUUGUAAAUACGUUUGAGUUGAUGUGUUUUGUUUAAUAAACUAGACUGAUGAAG